AUUGGUGAUUGUGUUUAAAUUAGUUUUGCCUUAGGUUAAGCAGCACAGCUACUAUUUAUCAUGUUAUUCAUACUUUGUGUGAGGCAGAGAGUCGUUUUUUCACAGCCUUCAGUACCAUGUCCAAAAAGAAAUUAGUCACACUGAAUACUUCACUCUCCUGGCAAAUUGCGUAUUAUGUCGUCUGGAGGUCCCCCUUGUGGCUAAAAUACCUUGUAGUCUGUCAGUUAUGUAGCCCCAUACAAAUCUAAAUCAGAGUGUUCCCCAGCCAGCCUCCCCAGAAACUCUAAAGGAUCCUUGCCAGUCGUGUCAUUAUCACCUCUCCGUCAGCGGUAUGGCUGACUCUCUGCGCGGGCUCUACCGCGUCUCUCCUGAGACUUCUCCACAAGCAGUGGAGGAGCGCGGCAAGUGGGGCAGUAAAAAAGAGUUCAUCCUGUCUGUGGCUGGUGCUAUUAUUGGACUUGGAAAUGUGUGGAGAUUUCCGUAUCUGUGCUACAAGAAUGGUGGUGGUGCAUUCUUCAUUCCAUACAUCCUCUUCCUUGUGACAUGUGGCAUUCCCUUAUUCAUACUGGAGACAGCACUGGGCCAGUAUACCAGUCAGGGGGGAAUCAUGUGCUGGAGGAAGGUCUGUCCUUUAUUUGAAGGCAUGGGAUACGCCAGCCAAAUUAUCAUUUUCUACGGGUGUAUCAGCUACAUUGUGAUUUUAGCCUGGGCUUUUCUCUACUUUUUCUCUUCUUUCUCCGGAGAGUUUCCCUGGGCCACCUGUAAUAACACAUGGAACACAGAUGCUUGUGUGGUAUUAAACAACUAUAAUGCCACAGCUAACUGGACCUCACCAGUGAAUGCAUCGUCAUCCGUUGUAGAGUUUUGGCAACGAAGGGUACUGAAUAUAUCCACCGGCAUAGAGGCCUUGGGAAACAUACAGUGGGAGCUCUCUCUGUGCCUUCUUCUGGCCUGGAUCAUCUGCUACUUCUGUGUCUGGAAGGGAGUGAGAUCCACAGGAAAGGCUACCUACUUCACCGCUACAUUUCCUAUCAUCAUGCUACUGGUGCUGUUUGUCAGAGGAAUGACCCUUCCUGGAGCCCUCCAUGGUAUCAAGUACUACCUGUACCCCAAUCCUGCACGGCUAGCCGACCCACAGGUUUGGAUGGAUGCUGGAACACAAAUAUUUUAUUCCUACGCCAUAUGUCUGGGGUGCCUGACUACGCUUGGGAGCUACAACAAGUACAACAACAACUGUUACAGAGACUCCUUCUAUCUUUGCUUGAUGAACAGUGGGACCAGCUUUAUAUCUGGAUUUGCCAUCUUCUCAGUUCUGGGCUACAUGUCACAAAAACAGGGUAUCAGUAUUUCUGCAGUUGCUGAGUCAGGCCCUGGCCUUGUCUUCAUAGUAUACCCACAAGCUGUGACCUUGCUGCCAUGGCCUCAGGUCUGGUCCGUGUGCUUCUUCACCAUGAUCAUCCUGUUAGGAAUAGACGGGCAGUUUAUUGGGCUCGAAAGUAUCAUGACCUCUUUAACGGAUAUCUACCCUUCCUGGAUCCAAAAAGGAUACCGCAGAGAGCUUCUUCUGAUGCUUGUGUGUACUGUCAGCUAUGUGUUUGGCCUGUUAUUGGUGUCAGAGGGUGGCGCAUACAUUCUGCAGAUCUUUGAUCAUUACGUUUGCAGCGGUCCCUCUCUUCUUCUGAUGGCAAUCUUCCAGUCAGUGAUCAUUGGAUGGAUUUAUGGUGCUGAGCGCUUCUCUGACAACAUUGAAGACAUGAUUGGGUACAAACCUCUAUCACUGAUCAAGUAUUGCUGGCUUUAUGCCACCCCUCUUAUUUGCAGUGGGACACUUGUAUUUUUGCUCCUGAGAUACACCCCGCUGAGGUUCAACAACACUUACGUGUAUCCUUGGUGGGCUUACUGGAUCGGCUGGUUUCUGGCCAUGUCAUCUCUUACAAUGAUUCCCAUCACCAUGAUCUGCAAACUGGCCAAAGGAAAAGGGACUUUCUGGCAGCGCCUCAAGAGAAGCUCCCAGCCUGCAGAUGACCUUCCAGUGAUGGCAAAGGAAAUGGCAAGCAUCAGUGCUCCACUGCGUGUCUGUGAUGGUGGAAAAAACAGCAAUUCUCAGUGAAAUGCCAAUCCUUUUAAAAUAACUUUUCUUUUUUAUUUUAAAAAUAUGUAGACCAGGUUGUUUACUAUGGUGAUUAGUAUUCAUAAACCAAUAUUUGUUUUAACGUGAGGUGACCAAUCUGAAUAUAAUAUAGUAUAUCAAAUAUCUAAAAUAAUUGUGUUUUUAUUUGUCUAAUGUUUUUUUUAAUCAUUGAAUUACAUUAUUUGAAAUUGUUACAGAUACUGAAUAUGCAAUAUAUUAUAUUGAGUUGCAAUCCAUUUUCUACAGGCCACGUCUAAAAUACCUCAAUACUGCAAUGUUUAAGUAUUUUUCUGUAACAAAAUUAUUAAUAACUAAUAGAUUUAACACUCUUUUUUUUGUUAUUAUGGUUUAAGUAGACAAGCUAAUCUGCUUCAUUAGGGCUGUGUGGGAGUAGUUUGUUCAGAUUUAAAUGAUAGUGCUGUCACCAUGGCAACAUUAGCAAGCAGCAACACAAAUGUCAUCAGAUUCCAGUUCUUACAUUGUAAAAUUCUAACUGAUGCAGGGAAGUAUGUGACAUCACACUGUUUCAAAAGAGCUCCGCCCACUUCAGACCAGUGGGAAGCACUCUCAUGUCUGUAAGGCAAAUAUGCAGCUGGAGCCAGCCAUCAGUUAGCUUAGCUUAGCAUAAAUGCUGUAAACAGGUGCGAACAGCUAGCCCAGCUCUUGACCAAAGGUUACAAACUCUGCCUUCUUGUCCAGCACACACAGGAAACUGAUGUUUUUUUCAAUUUGGUUUUCUGGGUGCUGGAGGAUGGAUUUUGUUUCCUCUGGAGAGAGCCAGGCUAGCUGCUUCCACUCUAAGCUAAGCUAACUGGCUCCUAGCAGUGGUAUCAUACUUACCUCACAGACAUGAGAGUGUUAUCUAAUGUCUUGUCUAACUCUGGUCAAGAGCAUGCAUACUGGUGUUUCACUAACUGUUGUAUAAAGAAAUAUGAAAUACCUUAAGAAUAUAGUAAGUGUCUAAUGGACCUUGUUUAACCACAGAUCUGUUGGUUUUACUUUACACAACCAGAAGCUUGUAAACCUUGCAACUAAACUGUUUAAUUUUGGAAAAAGAUUACUGACAGACUUCAACAAUGCUGCCUUUGACCUGUGCGACCUCCCCUGUAUAUUUCCAAUGCAGCAUUCAACUCAGACUGCUAACUGCUGUUCACCCCUGUGACCUCUUAUCCCUGUUCAUCCCCUUUGUUCCCCUCAGUCUCCUGUUUUUCUAAGUGAGCAUGCCUGAGUAACACCAAGUCUUUAGUUAUCAUUCAUGUGAUUCCAUCUGUGAAACUCUCCAACCAAAACAAACAUUACACUGGUGAGGUCCUUUUAAAUAGCUUACUCAAACUCAUCUGGUUUCAUUAACUACAUUUGUGAUUGUUGUUGACUCAUUAAGAAAAAGAGAUCGUGCUUUUACGUUUUAAUUCAUUAAAUCUGUUUAUGUUGGACCUACUUUACAAAUUUUCCAAAAUAUACAGGUAUAUAUUAAGCCAAAUAAAUUACCUGCUCAGGCUGUGAGAUAAGGGUUAAGCUACUUGCUGCUGGAAUUUAUAAUAUGAGUCCUUCAGUGCCUUUAACACUACUUUUACUUUUCUAGGUACAUGGUAUUUUCUUGAAUUACUAUA
Messenger RNA from Lates calcarifer (barramundi perch), 3741 nucleotides. It is a transcript of the gene slc6a11a, whose product is annotated as solute carrier family 6 member 11a. The record is from RefSeq and is a predicted model, not a curated record. Bases 332 to 2110 code for a protein of 592 amino acids. Lineage: Eukaryota; Metazoa; Chordata; Actinopteri; Centropomidae. Gene Ontology annotation, cellular component: membrane. Gene Ontology annotation, biological process: sodium ion transmembrane transport. The transcript is spliced from 14 exons.